UACGUUAUUUAUUCCUUGUCAUGUCGAAAUCGACGCGAAACAUUGCAGCUCACAGUUAUCGGGUGACACAGUCCCCGCAAAAAUAUGCAUUGCUCGCCAAGGAUGUCAAAGAACUUUUGCAAUUCUUAUCUGUCUGGACACAUAAGCAACCCCGCUCGUGUCUGGAGUGAAGACGUGUUUAUUUGAUGUUGUAAACUGCAAUAGUCAUGGCUUCAAGUGCACACAAAGUGAACGGUAUCAUACGAUCAAAUGAGCCGUUGCCGCUCACAGUCGAUGAACUUAUCACCGCCUGGUUCACCAAGAUUUUCGAAAAACCUGUCAAAAACGCCAAAGUCGUUGACACGAUCCAUGGAACGGCUUCUAAGAUCUUGAUUGAGUUGACGUUCGAGAAUCCUGUUGUUGACAGCGCUAUCAGGAUCUGCGUCAAAGGCGGAUUUAACCCCGACAUUCGAGAAUCUUUGCCAUUCCUUUACGCCAUUUACCGGCUCGAAGCGGAGUUCUACUACUAUCUCGCCCCGAAGCUCAAUAUCCCUCUCCCCCUUACUCUGUAUGCUGGCACAGAUACCGUCAAUGGACAAGGUAUCGUUGUAAUGGCCGACCUCAAAGCUCAAGGCUAUACAUUUGGCAACCCACUUGAGACAUGGCCUGUCCAAAGGACAAGAAAAAGUGUCGAGCAGUUAGCUGCUCUUCAUGCUAGUACCUGGGGAGAUGCCGGAGAUGACAUUCCCUCUCUGAGCGAAACUGUUUCAAUCAGAGAUGCAAUCUCGGGUUUGUUGGCGCCGGAAGAAUGGGCCAAGAGAUUUGCUCUAGAUGCGAGACCACCAGUCCCAAAGUUUAUGGAGGAUCGAGAGCGAAUGACCGCGACGUUCAAGGCUCUUUGGGCAUCUGAUUCCAGUAUGAAGUGCAUCGUUCACGGAGAUGCACAUAUAGGAAACACCUUUAUAUCGCCCGCCGGAGAACCUGGCUUUCUUGACUGGCAGGUCAUUCACGCUGCAUCAGCCUUGUACGAUGUUGCUUACUUCAUCGCUGGCUCAUUAUCGAUCCAAGAUCGCCGCAAUCAUGAGAGGGAUCUCCUCCAAACUUACCUAAGCGCGCUGAACCAUGCGGGAGGCCCGGAUCGUCAGAUCGAGGACGUCUGGGAAGAGUACAGGCGACAAACCUUCCAUGGAUUCGCAUGGGCUCUUGCUGGACCCUUGAUGCAAAGCCGCGAGAUUGUCGACGCCAUGGUGGAACGACACUGCGCGGCGAUUGUUGAUCACAAGAGUAUUGAACUGCUAGAGGGCCGAGAGCUAUAAGGGACUAUAGGCCAUUCACUUCGAAAUGUGCCAAGAAAUGCUCAGAUAGGCAUUUCGUAAGUUUCAGAAGACGUAAACGGGAGCUGGAAACUAUGAUA
Fusarium redolens is the source of this 1393-nucleotide messenger RNA. Its product is annotated as kinase-like domain-containing protein. The coding region runs from base 207 to 1295 and encodes 362 amino acids. The record is from RefSeq and is a predicted model, not a curated record. Lineage: Eukaryota; Fungi; Ascomycota; Sordariomycetes; Hypocreales; Nectriaceae. The transcript is spliced from 2 exons.